Dreissena polymorpha is the source of this 4952-nucleotide messenger RNA. RefSeq lists its product as uncharacterized. The record is from RefSeq and is a predicted model, not a curated record. Gene Ontology annotation, biological process: DNA integration; DNA recombination. Gene Ontology annotation, molecular function: DNA binding. The coding region runs from base 300 to 1883 and encodes 527 amino acids. The transcript has 6 exons. NCBI's taxonomy places the organism in Eukaryota, Metazoa, Mollusca, Bivalvia, Myida, Dreissenidae.
AAAGAGCAGAGCUACAGAAAUUAAAGAAUGAGGGUAACUUCAAUCAUAAUGUUGAGGUUCUUCAGAAAGGAGAGGGGAAUUUGAUUGUGUACAGGAGACCAGGCGUCCCAGCAAAUGCAUAUGACUAUAUUCACUGUCGUUUUUGUAAAGGUUUUUACCAUCACAAACUUCUAUGGUCACAUGUCAAAACCUGCAGUUUCAAACCAGAUGGGGCUGAAAAUGACACUGAGAGAAACUUCAUUAGAGAAGCUAGAUGUGAAAUAGCCCCAUUUCUUCAACAACAGGAUGAAGAUAUUGAAAUGUUAGAUGAAGUUAUUGAUAAAAUGAAAGAAACCAAAGAAAAUCCUGGUCUGAAGAAAGUUUGUCAGGAAGAUGAGUUAAUAAGACAGUUUGGGUUGUAUCAUCUGGGAAGAUUGGGACCACUGGAAGAGCAAAGACUGAAAGACCAAGACAAUGUGAGAACAAAAAUGAGAAGCUUAGCCAGACUGCUUGUAAGAUUAAAUGGAGAGGAACUGUUCAGCUAUCCUUUAAGCCAUUUCAUCUGUGCUCAAAAAUUUGAUUUAGUGGCAAAAACUGUGAAAGAAAUGUAUCAAGAAAUUGGUUCAUCACAGCUGGGCUUAAACUUAGGACAUUAUAUAAAACAGGUAAGCCUGCUGAAAUCAAGCAUGUGCCUUCGCAGACAGGACUGUAGGCGGAAAAAAGAGGCAAACGAGUUCACAGAAAUGUUCGAUGCCGAGUGGAAGGGAAAGGUUUCAUCAGUCGCCAACAGAAGCAAGCGUCUAAAAGCAAUGAACAAAAGAUGUGAACUUCCUUCUACUGAAGAUUUAGUGUCCCUCAAAAAAUUUCUUGUGGAAGAAAUACAAAUAAAAAUGGAAAACCCAGCACCAACAUAUCCCGAGUAUGUGUACAUAACACACUUACUGAUCGCCCGCAUAGCACUCUUCAACAAAAGAAGAGUAAAUGAGGUCUCUGAGCUGAAAGUGAGUGACUUCCAGAAGCGAAUAAGAGGAGAUGAAUUAGACACAAACACCGAAAUCUACAAUUCCCUGGCUGUCAGUGAAAAGGCUCUGUUAAAGAGAAUGGAACUUCUUGAGGUAAGAGGGAAGAGCACUCGGGGACUGAGGAAGGUGUUUGUAAUUCUAAGCACCGACAUGGUGGAAGGUUUGUCGCACCUCUUGAUGGUUCGUGCGCAGGCUGGUGUACCAUCAACAAACACGUUCCUAUUCUCCAGAUGUACAGAUUCACCACAGGAUGGCUGUGAAGCACUGAGAGUGGUCACAUCUAAGUGUCACAAUCUUGCCUUUCCAGAACGGGUCAGGACAACAAAACUGAGAAAGUAUUUGGCAACUACUACUCAGAUAAUGGAUAUGAGAGAUGAUGAGCUGAAGUUAAUUGCUGAUCACAUGGGACACUCUGUUGCCAUACAUACUGACGUGUACAGAAUGCAGACGUCAGUGCUUGAACGAACAAAAGUUGCAAGGGCUCUUCUAGCUUUAGAAGAUGGUAAACUACAGGGGUUUAAUGGUCGCGACCUUUCGUCGGUCAGCCUUGAUGAAUUGCCUGAACCUGAACCUGAACCUUACAAAGCAGGGUCAUUUGAAGAAUUGUCUGAACCAGACAACAGCUAUGAGGAUGUUCCUGAAGUUGAAACAGAAGCUGUACAGAAGCCUCAUGCAUGUACAGGAUCAAAAAAACGAUGGUCGAAAGAGGAGGAGAGUGCUCUACGGGAAGCCUUUGACAUUCAGAUAAAAAUGCAGAAAAACGUUUCAACAAUGGAGAUCAGGAAAGCACAGAAGUGUUAUCCUGUGUUGCAAGACAGAUCAGAAGCUGUUAUUCGGACAAAAAUAAACAACAUCAAAUUAGGAAAAUACAAAAAAAUAUGAACUGAAUUCAACCACUGCUAGAUAAGGGUAAUUUAAAAAAAAAUAAAGCCAUUGGUUUACAGUUGUAUGAUCAUGAACAUUUCUUGUGUCAGAAUGCCGAAAUUGAUGAGUGAAUUGGACUUUGCAAAGACAUGUGUUUUUGAAAUUAUAAAUGACUUUCACUGUUUAGUUUUCGCAGUGACCUUUGGAGGAAAUUGCUUUUCCAAUCAAUAACUGGAGAACCGUUGGGCCAAGCUUUGUGAAACUUAAUAGGAAGGUUUGUUUUUUUGUUGACCUCUAUUGUUUUUAGGUGACUAGGUCAAAGGUCAAAGUGACCUUGUAUGUUCAAACACUGUGAAAGAGUUGGGCCUAAGUUAAAGAAACAUAGUGUAGUUGGCUGUGACCAGUAGAUGGCACCUAUGAAUUAUUCAAAUAAUAUAUUUUGGUCAAAACCAACACAAGACAAAAAUGGAGUGUAGACGAAGUUGCUGAAAUAAAGGAGUAUUUUAAGACUUAUUUGGAUUCUGGCAUAACACCUAGAAACAAAGAAGUACAGUUGGCCAUGGCAAAAAGCAGGAAGAACAACGGCAUUCUUUGGAUGAGAAAAGCACAUCUCAUUAUUAAGAAGAUCAGCAACUUGAACAAAGACAAACGAAAAAUGUCUGUUAUCCAUUGUUUCCAUUCAUAGGGUAUCAACAUUUACUGUGUUUUUAUGCCCAUCCGUGUCAGUGAAACAUUUUUAGUUUCAAAUUUGAAAUACAAGCCACUUGAAGCAUAGAAGGCUUAAGAAAAACAGCCAUAUGGACUAGCUUAUAUCCAGAUUUGUUACACAUUUUUUUUAUGCUUUUAAUUUCUAUAACAUUUUAGUGUGCACUUAAUUUUACUGUUUAUGUAUUGUCAUUUGAUAUUGAGACAUAUUGGAAAUUAUAAACUUAUUGUGAAAGGUAGACCUAUCAGAAAUUACACUAUUUAUGAUAACAUACAAAACACGCAAUAAUGCUUAAAAACAAUAAUCCUUUAACGAAUUAAUUUAUAUAAUUUAAGAUAAUUUAAACUUUAUAUAUAGAGAAAAAUGGGUUAGUGUUGUUGACAACAACCGAAUAAGUUAAGUUUUUGAUGUUAUUUACCAAAUUUUUCAAUUGCUUAAAUAUAAUUUAUUGUAUAAUAUUCAUUUAAAGUGACAAAUCGUUUGAUUCUUUCUUAUAGCUGAACCUAUGGUUCUGCAGUCAAGCACUGUUCCACUUAGCCAUAGAGGAUUGAUUGAAAUAGAUUAAGAGUUAACACAUUUAUAUUACUGAUAAAAAAAAUGCUCAAAAUGUAAACAAACAUGAUAUAAAAGCAGGCAGCUUUUUUUCUUUAAAAAAUAUAAUUUAUUGUAUAAUAUUCAUUUAAAGUGACAAAUCGUUUGAUUCUUUCUUAUAGCUGAACCUAUGGUUCUGCAGUCAAGCACUGUUCCACUUAACCAGGGAGGAUUGAUUGAAAUAGAUUAAGAGUUGACACAUUUAUAUUACUGAUAAAAAAAUGCUCAAAAUGUAAACAAAAAUGAUAUAAAAGAAGACAGUUUUUUUUUAUUCAUUUUUUUUUUUUUUUUUUUUUCAAAUUAUUUGAAUUUAUACUGGGGGACAUGUUUUGCCCUGUCUGUUGGUUUGUUUGUUUGUUGGCUUGUUUGCCAUAACUUUUGCAAUAUUGAAGAUAUCAACUUGAUAUUUGGCAUGCAUGUGUAUCUCAUGGAGCUGCACAUUUUGAGUGAUGAAAGGUCAAAGGUCAAAUAUACGGUUAAAAGCGCUCAUUAAAUAUACACUAUAACUUCGUUAGAACUUCUUUCACAUACUUAAUAUCUCAUAUGUAAUGUAUCUCAUACAGCUGAACGUUUGAAAUAGUGAAUUGGUAACUUCAAUGUCACCCAUCUAGGUCAAAGGUCAAGUUCUUCUACAAACUCAAAUACUUCAAAUUUAAUUACAGAACUUUCUGUGUCAUUAAUACUAUAAUAGGCAUGAUUUGUGUAUCUGAACUCCAUCACUAGUGUAUCUUUUAUCCCUAUUAUCAAGGCGUCUUUUAUAACAUUAUACCAUAAUAUCCACAGCCUGUUGGCAUUUAUUGUUUAUAAUGUAUGUGACUUUAAAAUUAACAAAUUUCUAAAUGUGAGCAAUUUUUAUGUCCAUAACUGGUGUAACUUUGAUGUCCAUAACCUAAGUGACAUAUUCUAAGUAACGGUAAUGUCCGUAAGUUGUGUGACUUAAUUGUUCAUAACCUAAGUGACUGUCAUGUCCAUAAAUUGUGUGACUUUAAUGUUAAUAAUCUAUUCUAAGUAACAGUAAUGUCCAUAAGUUGUCUGACUGUAAUGUCCGUAAGUUGUGUGACUUAAUUGUUCAUAACCUAAGUGACUGUCAUGUCCAUAAAUUGUUGUGUGAUUUUAAUGUUAAUAAUCUAUUCUAAGUAACAGUAAUGUCCGUAAGUUGUGUGACUGUAAUGUCCAUAAGUUGUGUGACUUAUUUGUUCAUAACCUAAGUGACUGUCAUGUCCAUAAAUUGUGUGACUGUAAUUUUAUUAAACUAAGUAACUGGCAUGUCCAUAACUUGUGUGACUUUAACAUCCAUAACCUAAGUGACUGUAAUGUCAUAAAUUGUGUGACUUUAAUGUUAAUAAUCUAUUCUAAGUAACGGUAAUGUCCAUAAGUUGUGUGACUGUAAUGUCCAUAAGUUGUGUGACUGUAAUGUCCGUAAGUUGUGUGACUUAAUUGUUCAUAACCUAAGUGACUGUCAUGUCCAUAAAUUGUGUGACUUUAAUGUUAAUAAUCUAUUCUAAGUAACGGUAAUGUCCGUAAGUUGUGUGACUUAAAUGUUAAUUAUUUAAGUGACUGUCAUGUCCAUAAGUUGUGUGACUAUUAAUGUCUGUAAGUUGUUUGACUGUAAUGUCUGGGGCAACAACUGCAUUUAGUUGUUGAGUUACUAGUUAAUUAAUUAUUAAGUACCCCAGGGCAUGUAUGGAUUUGUGUUUUAAAACUUGGUAUUGUAUUUUGAAACAAUGUUUAUUGGAAAUAGAGGGAUUUUUAUUUAUUUUGUCGCACUGCUUUACUUACAAAAAUGCCCA